CACCACAACCAGCAGCUCUGUUAGUGUGUCUCGUUCCAGCAGACUAAAGGCGUCCUCCGCUGCGGUGUGCGUGCCCAGAUCUGCGCACCCCUCCGCGGGAUAUAAAAUCGAAUUGGACCCGCCUGUGAGAUCCCGACGGUUUCCGGAUUGGUUCGCAGAUCGCCGGCAGGCCGGACACUUUCUCGCCGAGCUAUAGGGCACGUCAAGCCGGGUGUGUACAGCCCGAGUCUCCGGUGUGUGUGUGACAGCUCGAUGUGAAAAAAGCUUUCCUGAAUGGGAGUUUUUUUGGUUUUUUGGACAGCUGGAUGAGGGGCACGACAAAGGAGGUUUUGUGGGUGAUGGUCUCUGGGAUGCGAGCUCACGCCCAUGACAUGUCGAUGGAUGUUGCUGUGCUCACUUGGCAGUAAAUAUCAUUAUUAUGAUGCAGCCCUUUGGAUGUGGGCUAACUUACAGAUAUUUAUAUUGGAAUAUUAUCGACGUUUAAUAUUAUGCCUCUGGGGGGUGGGGGGGAAAUGCAUUUGUCCUCUGCAUGUCUAAAUAUCCCUUCUUCUUACUCCAUUGAUGGAGAACAGCAAAAAGCCCUCCCAGUCCAGUGGCUCGAAUGAACUGCAUUGAAAAUGAGCCGACCUUUGAACGAUGAAGGCUGUGGAGUGGGGUCAUUUGAGCAGAGUGAGCGCGCAGGAUCUAGCCGGGAUCGGACUGUCGGCAUGUAGGGUAUAGAACACCCAUCCGCCAUCCAUCCAUCUAGCGAAGGUUGUUUCCCACUUUAGAGAGAGCCUAUAUCCGAAGAGAUGGCUGACAGAGGAGGAGCGAUCAUGAAGACCCCUGCUCUGAGGAUUUUUAUCAGCCGUUCAACCAUAUUUCCCCAGCAGAUCUUAAUCUAACGUCAGCCCUGAGCGUUAUCGCCCUUUGAGUUUGUCUUCAUGGGAAAAUCAUCCAGGCUACAGUUUUGCAAGGACAGCAGGAUCCCUUAUUGUCUUUUUGGGAAACCUACCACUUAGUUACCGGCUAAUGUUUGAUGAGUUGUGAUAUGAAUUAUGCCUUACAAAACAAGAAACCUGCUCUUUUGAUACAAACCCAUACCGUAUUAACAAAAAGAUGUGGUGAUGGGGGCGGUGCAACACCAGCUCUUUAGUGCCCAAUUCCCCUUCCUGGUGGCCGAGGACACCUUGCCUCAAUCCAUGGGUGUAUAUGAAGGCUGAGUUGACAGAGGGCUGGCUUCCAGGGUCCGACAUGAACCCGUACGGCAGAGUGAGCAACCCGGCGGGACCCCUGUCCUGCAGCAGCUGCGGGGGCUGCUGCUCCCCGCCACCCCCUUGCCUCAUUCCUUCCACUGCGUCCUCCACGUCGCCGCCCCCCAUCAUGCAGGUGGAGAAUGGCAGCAGCUGGAACUCAUCGGGCUCCCCGGACACCCAACCUGGUCACUUGUGCGCGGGGCCCAACCCCUACUGGACCGCCGUGUUUGAUUAUGAGGCCACAGCAGAGGAGGAGUUAACCCUGCACCGCGGGGACCUUCUGGAGGUUCUAUCGAAAGACUCUAAAGUUUCUGGGGAUGAGGGUUGGUGGACAGGCAAGAUCCAGGACAAGGUGGGUAUCUUUCCCAGCAACUAUGUGACAAAAGGGGACGCUCCCAAUUACCAACAGCUGACUGUAGAUGGACUGGUGGCCGUCGGGGUGGGUGUGGGUGAAUGCCCGCUGGAGAUAGACUUCUCCGAACUGCGGCUGGAGGAGGUUAUAGGAGCUGGUGGAUUUGGGAAGGUGUACAAAGGACUCUGGCUGGAUGAGGAAGUUGCGGUCAAGGCUGCAAGGCAAGACCCCGAUGAGGAUAUCAGCGUGACGGCAGAGAGCGUACGCCAGGAGGCCAGACUCUUCUGGAUUCUCCGGCACCCUAACAUCAUCGCGCUGCGUGGGGUCUGCUUACGGGAACCCAACCUGUGCUUGGUAAUGGAGUACGCCAGGGGGGGGGCCCUGAAUCGCGCCUUGGCUGGAAAGAAGGUGUCCCCGAGGGUCCUGGUGAACUGGGCUGUCCAGAUUGCCACAGGGAUGGACUACCUGCACAACCAGGCCUUUGUUCCUAUCAUCCACAGAGAUCUCAAGUCCAGCAAUAUCCUCAUUCUGGAACCGAUGGAGCGGGACGAGCUGAGCAGGAAGACCCUAAAGAUCACCGAUUUCGGCCUGGCGCGAGAGUGGCACCAGACCACCAAGAUGAGUGCGGCGGGCACGUACGCUUGGAUGGCGCCGGAGGUCAUCAAGCUGUCGCUCUUCUCCAAGAGCAGCGACGUGUGGAGUUUUGGCGUGCUACUGUGGGAGCUGCUCACCGGCGAGGUUCCUUACCGAGAAAUAGACUCACUGGCGGUGGCGUACGGAGUGGCCAUAAAUAAGCUGACACUUCCUAUCCCUUCAACGUGCCCUGAACCUUUUGCUCAGCUACUUGCAGAGUGCUGGAGUCCUAACCCCCACAGAAGGCCGUCCUUCACCAGCAUCUACAGGCGACUGUUGGCCAUCGAGCAGUCGGCCAUGUUCCAGAUGCCCCUGGAGUCCUUCCACUCCUUACAGGAGGACUGGAGACUGGAGAUCCAGCAGAUGUUUGAUGAGCUUCGGGCCAAAGAGAAGGAGCUGAGGUCCUGGGAGGAGGCCUUGGCCCGAGCGGCCGAGGAGCAGAGGGAGCAGGAGGAGCAGCUGAGGAGGAGAGAACAGGAGCUGGCAGAGCGCGAGAUCGACAUCGUGGAGCGAGAGCUGAACAUCAUCAUCCACCAGAUGUACCAGGAGAAGCCCAGCGUGAAGAAGAGGAAGGGUCACUUUAAGAAGAACAGGCUGCUCAAGCUGUCUAGAGAUGGCAUCAGUCUACCCUCUGGUUUUGAGCAUAAGAUCACGGUGCAGGCGUCCCCCAGUGUGGACAAGAGGAAGAUGCAAGGGAGCGAGAGCACCACGCCGCCCGCCAGCCCGGGGGUCAUACCUCGUUUGAGAGCAAUACGACUGACCCCCAGCGAUGGCAGCUUGACCUGGGGCCGCAGUGCCGUGUGCAAGAAGGAAGACAUAGCCGGCGGCAAGAAGAAAGGACGCACGUGGGGUCCCAGCUCCACCCACCAGAGGGAGAGGGUGGGCGGCGAGGAAAAACUGAAGUCACUCAGCGAGGGCAGCAAGGUUUGGUCGUCCAGCGCACCAAACCUUGGAAAGUCUCCCAAGCACGCUCCUAUGACAGUCGGCUUCUCCAGCCUCAGUGAAAUGGAGGAGAGCUGUGAGUUCCAGGAGUCCCCAGGUUCCCUGCAGCCCUCCGAGACCAGCAGUAACGGGGCCGCUGAGGACUCGGGGUCCCUGUGGAGCGCCUUGGGGUCCGGAGCGGCUUCCGCUACUGUGGGGUCAUCGAGUGCCAGCUCCACGCAAGGUUCUACAGGUGCUGGAGCCGCCAUCAACCACCAGGACUCGCUGAGACGCUGCAGCCAGAGGAAGAAGAGUGACUUGUUGUUGUUGGGCUGUGCUUCGCUGCUGGCCUCAGUGGGUCUGGGACAAGACCUGCUGCAGCUGGGAAAACUGCAGGUGCUCCAAGACGAGCAGGACCUCAGAGAGGAGCAGAGGAAGAAGAAAGAAAGUCUUUUCCAGCGAACGGGACGUUUCUGUCGCAGCACGUCUCCCCCCAGCAGGAACCUCUCCUUGUCCUUUUCCCGACAUCCCGACUCAGGCCUGGCCUGCUUGGACCCUUCGCCCUCAGUGACGCUCCUCUCCUUGUCCUCGCUUUCCGACUGCAACUCCACCAAGUCUCUCCUCCCCUCCGACCCGGACGACUUCGCCCUGACCCCGGCGCCGGCGGCCCCCUGCCUAAACCCGCUGUUGGACUUACGGACAGAGAGUUUCAAGAAGGAGCCCAACCAGUCGCUCACGCCCACACACGUCUCCGCCGCCAUGGCGGUGAAAAGGGGCCACCGACGCACGCCGUCUGACGGCGCCAUACGACCCAGAGCGCAAACUCUGGUCCACCGCAGGACGCCAUCUGACGGCAGCAUGCCCAUGCCGCCUCCACCCGGGGCAGCCAGCAUUAGGACUAAUAAAGCUCCCUCCAGGACUCCAUGAGUGUUUCUCAUCAUGUCUACUUGGCAAUGUGUGGUCACGGCUUCUACAAUGUGUGACAUGUCCUGGGUAAACAUUCCUCCUCUGCUCUCUGCUCGCAUGCUUCGACAUUUAUGGGACGUCUGGAACUUCAAGCUCAUGUUCAAACAGGACCAUGGAACCCAACACACACUUCAGUACCAGGGGACGCUUUGGAGAGCUUUGUUUGAGUGGACCACUUGCAGCUGACAAAUCAUUGUGGACCUGAACACUUGUUUGUGGCCAUGGGCUGACAGUGCUGGUUAAGUGUGUGUGUGUGUGUGUGUGUGUGUGUGUGUGUUCUUGUAUUUCUACCCUUUUUGAGACAUUAACAAGGAAAAUUACCUUCCAUGUGAGGACCGGUGAACAAGUUAGGACAUAAAUCAUGGUCCCAAUACAGAAAACCAUUGCAAUCUAAUAGAGAGCCAAAUACUAGAGUCUGUGAACAUUGCUCCAAAGUCAGGAUUUUUUUUUGUUGAUUUAAUGUGCAUACAAAAGUAAACAUUAACAGGUGCAAAGGCAGCAAUAUAUGAUAAAACAAGCUAAAGAAGGACUUCCCUAUUCCCAAAUUGACUGUGUGUCGGUUUCAAAAGUGCCCCCCCUCUGGUCAACAUAUGAAAUAACAAGUGUGUGUAAAAAAUUUAAGUGCUCCCCCUCUGGUCAACAUUUGUAAUAAGUGUGUGUAAGAAAUUGAAAUGCGCCCCCUUUGGCCAAAAUGUAUUAAAAAAUAGAAAUAAAAAAAUGUUUUAUAUCGAGACAUACUGUAAUAACUUGAAGUAAAUAAUGAAGAAUAAAAACAAUAACAAACAAAAAAAAUAAAAACUAAAAGCUUACCUUUUUUAUAUUUGCAUAGUAUGUAUAUAUCAAUAAUGUUGUAAAUACAAAUCUUUAUAUAUCUAGAAAGGGUGGUCCUAAAGAGGUAGGCAUUUUUCGGAGGUCUCAAAAAGGUAAGAAAUACAAGAAUGUGUGUGUGUGUGUGUGUGUGUGUGUGUGUUCUUGUAUUUCUACCCUUUUUGAGACAUCAACAAGGAAAAGUACCUUCAUGUGAGGACCGGGGAACAAGUUAGGACAUAAAUCAUGGUCCCAAUACGGAAAACCAUUGCAAUCUAAUAGAGAGCCAGAUACUAGAGUCUGUGAACAUUGCUCCAAAGUCAGGAUUUUUUUUGUUGAUUUAAUGUGCAUACAAAGGUAAACAUUGACAGGUGCAAAGGCAGCAAUGUAUGAUAAAACAAGACGGCAGCUAAAAAAGAUUUCCCUAUUCAUCCCCGAAAAAACCCGCCAGGCGAACAGCUGAUUUUACGACUUCCGGUGCUGACGUAAGACAACCCAUAUGUGACCAUAGGAUGAAUAAAUACACUACAAUACUAAGACGAUAGUGGCCAUUAACAGUUAGCUUCUACAGCUGGGUUGCCCAAAGUGCGGCACUCCUUUGUCAUCGGCCUUAAGCACAUUACUAAAAAACAAAACAUUGAGAUCUCAUUUGCACCCCCUGGUGGUGAAAUCUGUCAAAAUGAGGGUGGUCCCAAAAAGGAGGGAUUUUUCAAAUUGACUGUGUGUCGCUUUUAAAAGUGCUCUACCUCUGGCCAACAUAUGAAAUAACAAGUGUGUGUAAGAAAUUGAAAUGUGGUCACUUUGGCCAAAAUUAAUUAAAAAAUGUUUUUUUUUUAAAAUUGUGGAUAUAGAGACAUACUGUAAUAACUUAAACUGAAUAAUGAAGAAUAAAAAACAAUUACAAACAAAACAAAACAAAAAAACUAAAAGCUUACCUUUUUUAUAUUUGCAUAGUAUGUACAUAUUAUUAAUGUUGCAAAUACAAAUCUUUAUAUAUCUAGAAAGGGUGGUCCUAAAGAGGUAAGCAUUUAUCGGAGGUCUCAAGAAGGUAAGAAAUACAAGAAUGUGUGUGUGUGUGUGUGUGUGUGUGUGUGUGUGUGUGUGUGUGUGUGUGUGUGUGUGUGUGUGUGUGUGUGUGUGUGUGUGUGUGUGUGUGUGUGUGUGUGUGUGUGUGUGUGGGAUGACGUUGAAAAAGCCGUCCUGUGUUCAUGUACAAUGAGUAUUUAUUAUGAAAUCUAAUAUUGUUAUUGGAAAUAAUUAUUGUUACCAUCCUUUUUCCAGGGACAUGUGUACAUUUGUUGAUACAACAUAAAGGGCAAGGGGGAAAUAUGACCUACUGGAUCAUCCCUGUUGUUUUUUGGGGGUUGUUCUAUGAAGAAUUGUGUGUGUCAUGUGAUGAAUGGUUGAUGUGAGAGAUGAAUAAUAAUAGUAAUAAAAGGAAAGAUACUUCAGUGUCAGUAUAUUGAAUCUAUAUUAUUGUAUACAAUACAUACAAUAAUUCAAAUAUUGUUGAAUUAAUACCUCAAUAAAAACAAAUGAUUAUAUAUUUUACACACCACUACCAAUAGUCUCUAAUGUUGCAAAGCUUAUAAAUGUUAUUAUUUAUAUUCUUUUGUAUUGUUUGACUUUUUUGGACUUGAUGCAUAGUAUGAUUCUUUAUGACCUACAGUAUAAUAUCAAGGUAUCACAUUCAAUAUUCAAACUAUUUUGUUCAUUGGACCACUUUUUCAGAAAGCUAAGGGGUGUGGCCCUUUUUGUUGUUUUCAUUUCGUAUUUAAUGCCAUAAAUUAAAAUGUCCAUGAAAGGCAAAAAUCCUUGAUUUUAUGGGAGCGCUCGGCGGUUUUUUGAGAACCGUACUGAAAAAACACGGCUCAUCAAAGACCCUUUGCAGGACUGGAGUGCUCU
Messenger RNA from Entelurus aequoreus (snake pipefish), 6819 nucleotides. It is a transcript of the gene map3k10, whose product is annotated as mitogen-activated protein kinase kinase kinase 10. Bases 1192 to 4068 code for a protein of 958 amino acids. The transcript has 11 exons. The record is from RefSeq and is a predicted model, not a curated record. Gene Ontology annotation, biological process: positive regulation of apoptotic process; protein phosphorylation. NCBI's taxonomy places the organism in Eukaryota, Metazoa, Chordata, Actinopteri, Syngnathiformes, Syngnathidae. Gene Ontology annotation, molecular function: JUN kinase kinase kinase activity; protein binding; ATP binding.